Molecule: messenger RNA, 738 nt
Organism: Indicator indicator
Lineage: Eukaryota; Metazoa; Chordata; Aves; Piciformes; Indicatoridae
Gene: RNF182
Product: ring finger protein 182
Exons: 1
Coding region: 1-738 (245 amino acids)
Source: RefSeq, a predicted model, not a curated record
AUGACCAGUCAACUACCAGAGGAGUCUGUGGAGACCCAGAGCUCAGAUGAGCUUGAGUGCAAGAUCUGUUACAACCGCUAUAACCUGCGACAGAGAAAACCCAAAGUGCUGGAAUGUUGUCACAGGGUAUGUGCUAAAUGCCUCUGCAAGAUCAUAGACUUCGGUGAUUCCCCACAAGGAGUCAUAGUGUGCCCCUUCUGCAGGUUUGAAACAUGCUUGCCAGACAAUGAGGUUAGUAGUCUUCCUGAUGACAACAACAUCCUUCUCAAUUUAGCUUGCGGAGGAAAGGGUAAGAAGUGCCUACCAGACAACCCAACAGAACUGUUGCUGACUCCCAAAAGGUUGGCGUCUCUGGUUAGCCCUUCUCACACCUCUUCUAAUUGCCUGGUUAUAACAAUCAUGGAAGUACAAAGAGAAAGUCCCCAGACUCUUAACUCAACCCCUGUGGUGGAAUUUUACAGGCCUGCGAGUUUUGACUCUGUUGCAACUGUGUCCCACAACUGGACAGUGUGGAACUGCACAUCUUUGCUCUUCCAGACCUCAAUUCGGGUGCUAGUGUGGUUGAUAGGGUUGCUGUACUUUAGUUCCUUGCCUUUAGGGAUUUAUUUACUGGUAUCUAAGAAAGUAACCCUUGGGGUUGUCUUUGUAAGCCUAGUCCCUUCGAGCCUUGUUAUUCUCAUGGUUUAUGGCUUUUGCCAGUGCGUUUGCCAUGAAAUUCUAGACUGCAUGUCGUCUUGA